Branchiostoma floridae (Florida lancelet) is the source of this 813-nucleotide messenger RNA. RefSeq lists its product as uncharacterized. The transcript is spliced from 5 exons. NCBI's taxonomy places the organism in Eukaryota, Metazoa, Chordata, Leptocardii, Amphioxiformes, Branchiostomatidae. The record is from RefSeq and is a predicted model, not a curated record. The coding region runs from base 349 to 813 and encodes 154 amino acids.
ACGGUAGGUGGCGCUUUUGACCAGCCCUGCUCUCAGAACAAGUGCAAGUUGUCCGGAGGACAGGUUGGGGACAAUAACUUCGGUUGUCCUGUUUAUGGACUUGUAAUUACUCUUCAUUCAUAAAGAAGGCAUCUAAUAGGCGGUAUUACUUUCUUAUAAGGUAAAGUCUGUUUCCAAAUCGGUGCUCUACAAAACAGAAAGGCCACCGGAGGGACAAGGAGCAAGUUCCAGAGGAUACAGCAGACAUGGCCAACACAACAUGCACGUGACGUCCUGAAGACAACACGGUGAAUUUCGUCUAAAAGUCAUUGAAAUUUCACUGUCUAUACAAGGAAGUUAAACCAGAACAUGGCCAAGGUGGACAUAGACCAGUCCAAAGAGCUGCAGGGACUGCUGAAUGUGUACGGAGUUGACCUUGAGAGAACCAGUGAGUAUGACAUCAAGGAUGCAGAGUCAUCACAGGGGUUUGCAGAGAAGGCAAGGUCGAUUGCAGAAGAAAAGCUGUGCCCCAGGUAUGAAGGUGUAGACAGCAGGAGAAGACAGAGGUUUGCAGAGGUGUUAAAUCAGCUGAACCAGCCAAUGGCAGACUGGGAAGAGUUAGGCACUGGAGAUGGUGAUGGGGGAAGACUAGCACAGGAGUGGAGACAUGGGAGACAGCCACUGGAGCUGAACAGCCAAUCCCUGGCUGCCAAGAAAACCAUGCCUUCUGUGUACGUGGGGAACUUACCGCUAUCUGUCACCAAGAAAGAUCAAAGCAGGACAAAAGAGGUGAAGACAUCAGUAAACAAUCCAUUUAUGUUAGCUGCACCGUGA